AGAUAAUAGGCAAAUGAUGAACUUUAGUUAAAUGGAAUAAACCAAAAAAUUUUUUUUUAAAUGGCAUCUGCAAGGUAAGGACUGGCAAUUUUUAGGUAAAAUAUUUCAUUGUCGGGCAAUUUUAUUUUCUUCUUCUUUUUUUUAAAGAAAAGAGUAUAUGCAAAUUAAUAAUAGUCAAGUUAUACAGGCCAUAGCCAUUAUUAUUAUCACCACAACAAUACACAUGAUACCUAAAUAGAACCGAACUAAGAUUGAUUAUAGAUUUGUUUCUUGAAUCUAGCCCAGCGGUGACCAGCCAACGACCUGCGGGUCACUUGCAGCCCGCUGGGACAUUUAACGCGAUCCGCAACUCCUUCUUUGAACUGAAUUAACGUUUUCGCAUCCAACACCAAAACAUAGAAUGUUUAUCUUUACAAAAAAACAACAACAACAAAAAACAACAAAAACAACCUUUGAAAUGUAAUAAUAAUUAACUUUAAUAAUACAUAGUUGUAAAAUAGGUAACUUAAAGGUAACAUUAAGGUAACCGUAUGCAUUAUAAACUAGUUAUCAUGUGUUAUCCGUUAGUCAUUACCCCACUAUUCGUCUUUUAAAUGCAUUUAAAUGGUGCCUCGAAUCAUCAUAAUGACCUAGACAUACGCCACACACACAAAGCAUUUUCACUGUAGCCCUCUACACGAAUAAGUUUGGCCUCCUCUGAUCUUCUUCUUCUAUAUAUAUUAGGGGGUUAAAGAUCAAUUUAUUGAUCAUUCUGGCUCUUAUGCAUGUAGACGGGAUUUGCAAUGUUUCUUUGCCUGUUGUUGGCGAGGCUAUUUCACUGGUUGCAAGGGCCACUUAGUGAGGGUAUCAUGCACUGGGGGUUGGAAGGCCAGAAGCAAUAGACCCAAAUGAUUUAGCCCAGUGGUUCUCAGCCUUCCUAAUGCCGCGACCCUUUAAUACAGUUCCUCAUGUUGUGGCGACCCCCAGCCACAAAAAUUAUUUUCGUUGCUACUUCAUAACUGUAGAGCAUAUGUGUUUUCAGUUGGUCUUUAUUUUUUGUUAAUAACCCCGGUUGGUUACUAUCCUCAAUAUAAAGCUAGUUAUAUAUUUCUACUCACUCAUAUAAAGAAUUAAAAACUACAAUUACAUCACUUAAUAUUAAAAUUACGGUAUAUUCGUUGAUCACACGUCUUAAUCUUGCCAACAAUUUAAGACUGCGUCGAGUCUGAUUUAAUUACACAUAUAUCGAUUCUACUCCUAUUACUUCAAUGUAUUCGACAGACUUCCUCCUUACCCAUCUCCAUGGCCGGCCCACCAGAAACAUUGCAUUUAGAGCUUCGGCUGCCACGUGCUGCACAAUGGCCAGGCUGUUUGCGUAUGACGCGUACAGCCGGCCCACGUCGCAAUACUCGUGCCAGCAGGACUUCAGAUCCUCGGCAUCCUACCACAACGGCAGACCCCCGGCGUGGACGUCCCCGUCAUCCUACAAGCGGUACCCAUCCCAUUAUUACCCAUCCACUUCCCUAGCCGGUGCCAGCCCCGCCUUCAAGUAUUCCAGGGAGUCUCGCCCGUUCUCUCACCACGCCCCCGACCCCGUCUUACCAAAGGACGAACCUCAAAGGCCGUACUCCAGCGAUUACCUGCGUCGCUACUUAGACAUCGUUUCCAGGCCAGUUGCCAGACCAGCUGAGCCGAUACCACCGCAAGGGGGACCUAUGCGUCUGGGUAUCCCAGAGGAUGAUAGUCUUGUCUACGAACUUCAAAGGCGACUGGCCAUUGUUAAGAGCCAGCAAGAAAUCUCCGAGGCGUACUGCCGGAGUGUUGAGGAGUCCAGAGAUAAAGAGCAGCCGUCGGAGCUGACAACGACCGUCAGCAAAUCGUGGAUGCGGGACAACGGGGUUGACGUCAACACGCAGACUUCUGCGCAUACCGACCGGAGGGUCCCGACCCCGCGAGAAAGUUGCAGUUGCGUGCAAGAGAGCAAACCGAGGCGGAGCUGGAUGAUGAUAGAACCAGUCACUUGCAGC
This is a messenger RNA of Lymnaea stagnalis (great pond snail), 2006 nucleotides long. Lineage: Eukaryota; Metazoa; Mollusca; Gastropoda; Lymnaeidae. The record is from the annotation of a GenBank genome assembly.